AUGGGUCACACUGCAUCAGAGGCCUCAGAUUCUUUGGUGCGGCACAGGCAAAGUCGUAGUUCUAGGUCUCCUUCACCACGGACAAAGAGAGUGAGAAGAGCUCAAGGUGAGAGAGAGGUUGGACGAAGUACAGAGAGAGAAGACGAGAAGAGCAACAAGAGCAGGGAAGUAGAAAGGGAAAGAGAUGGAGGAAAAGAUAGAGAUAGGGAGAGAAAACGACAAGGAGAGAAUGAGAAGAUGAGGGACAUAACAGAUAGGGACAAGAGAAGACGAUCAGGGAGAGAGGAAACUGAAGAAAGGUCAAGAGCAGGAUCUGAUGAUGAGAGACGACGCCCUAGAGGAAGAAGGUCUACUUCACCGUUAGUUAGGAGUCACAAGAAUAGGCCUUCUCCAGAAAGAUCUACUGCCUCAAGGCUUGAUGAGGGGUCCAAUGCAAUAGGGGGGAGCGAGGAACCCAAUGACGAAGAUGAUUCAGUUGCCAGAAUGAGAGCAGCUGAAGAAGCCCUGGCAGCAAAGAAAAAGGUAGAACCAUCUUUUGAGCUAUCGGGGAAACUUGCAGAAGAAACCAACAGAUACAGAGGUAUCACACUCCUCUUCAAUGAGCCACCAGAGGCUAGAAAACCCAACCAAAGAUGGAGACUUUAUGUUUUUAAGGAUGGUGAACCACUGAAUGAGCCACUUCCCAUCCAUCGCCAAAGUUGCUAUGUCUUUGGACGUGAGAGAAGGAUCGCUGACAUUCCAACUGAUCAUCCGUCUUGCAGCAAGCAGCAUGCUGUUCUUCAGUACAGGGAAAUGGAGAUAGAGAAACCAGAUGGUAUGAUGGGGAAGCAAGUGAGGCCUUACCUUAUGGAUCUUGGGAGUACCAAUAAAACUUACAUAAAUGAAAAGCCUAUUGAACCACAACGUUACUAUGAGCUUCUUGAGAAAGAUACCAUAAAAUUUGGCAACAGCAGCCGAGAGUACGUCCUAUUGCACGAGAAUUCUGCCGAGUGA
Molecule: messenger RNA, 993 nt
Organism: Microthlaspi erraticum
Lineage: Eukaryota; Viridiplantae; Streptophyta; Magnoliopsida; Brassicales; Brassicaceae
Source: the annotation of a GenBank genome assembly